This is a messenger RNA of Pyrus x bretschneideri (Chinese white pear), 2675 nucleotides long. Its product is annotated as MDIS1-interacting receptor like kinase 2-like. Gene Ontology annotation, molecular function: ATP binding; protein binding; protein kinase activity. The transcript is spliced from 2 exons. NCBI's taxonomy places the organism in Eukaryota, Viridiplantae, Streptophyta, Magnoliopsida, Rosales, Rosaceae. Gene Ontology annotation, biological process: protein phosphorylation. The coding region runs from base 6 to 1886 and encodes 626 amino acids. The record is from RefSeq and is a predicted model, not a curated record.
CGGCCAUGACAUCUUUAGAUUUUCAUAAACUCUGCCUUUUGGCUUAUUGUCUUGUCUUAUUCAUACAACUUCUUUCACCGCCAAGUUGCUCUGCUUUUGCUUCUGUAACUUCUACCAUGGAAGCAGAAGCGCUUCUCAAAUGGAAAGCCACCUUUCAAAAUCAUACCCACCUGCAAAAUCUCACCUCGUGGGCUUACCUACCCGCUCAUGCAAAAGUAGCCCCAUGCUUCUGGACUGGUAUUUCAUGCAAUGUUGUUGGAAGUGUCAGUGUGAUAAACCUUACCAAUUUUGGGAUACAAGGUCCAAUCCCCAAAAGCUUGAAAACAUGCAAGAGCUUAGUUAGAGUUCAUCUUGAAGGGAACCAAUUCACAGGCAAUAUAUCAAAAGACUUUGGUGUUUAUCCAAAUCUUGAUUUCAUAGAUAUGAGUCACAAUAAGUUUCAUGGUAAAAUUUCACAAAAAUGGGGACAAUGCGCAAAAUUAGAAACCUUACUAAUUGCGGGAAACAACCUUACUGGCAACAUACCUCCCGAGAUUGUCAAUGCUGAUAAAAUCCAUAAACUCGACCUCUCUUCAAAUCACUUAGUUGCGGCCAUUCCGAAGGAGUUCAAGAGAAUGACUUCUUUGCAGAAGUUGAUGCUGAAUGGAAAUCAACUUUCAGGCUGUAUACCUUCGGAAUUUGGAUCACUCGUUGAUUUUGAAUAUCUCGACUUGUCAUCAAACAAAUUCAAUGGGUCAAUUCCGAGCACAUUCGGCAACUUUCUCAAACUGUACCAUCUGAAUUUGAGCAACAAUCAAUUUUCCCAAGGAAUUCCAUUGAAGUUGGAAAAGUUAGUUCAGUUGAACGACCUUGAUUUAAGUCACAACUCACUUGAAGGGAGCAUACCCGCUGAAAUCAGCAAUAUGGAGAGUCUACAGACGCUCAAUCUUUCUCACAACAAUCUUUCGGGUUUCAUACCAUCAAGUUUUGAAGGCAUGCAUGGCUUGUCAUAUGUGGAUGUAUCUUACAAUGAAUUGGAAGGUCCCCUUCCCAACAACAGAGCAUUUCGACAAGCUCUGCCAGAAGCUUUACAAGGGAACAAAGGAUUGUGUGGCAACGUUGAAGGUUUGCAAUCUUGCACAAUUGGCCCAAGAAAGGAACGCAAAUGGGUAUUUGGAAUUACAUUCUCCCUUUUAGCAGCAAUUUUACUUAUUUCUGCUUUCUUUACAAUUAAAGUCAUAGUGCAAAGAAAGAAGAAAAGUCUAGAAAAAGCAGAAAAAAACUUGCAUGAAGAAAUAUCGUUUUCAGUUUUAAAUUUUGAUGGAAAGUCAAUGUAUGAGGAAAUCAUAAGGGCGACAGAAAAAUUUGAUUCCACAUAUCGCAUCGCGAGUGGAGCACAAGGAAGUGUCUACAAAGCAAAUUUGCCGAGUGACAACAUAGUGGCUGUGAAAAAAAUACAUCAAUUCUGGGAUGGUGAGAAGAAUUUGGAGACGGCAUUCUUGAAUGAAAUAAGGACACUAACAGAGAUAAGACACCGGAAUAUUGUGAAGCUUUAUGGUUUCUGUUCACACCAUCAACACUCGUUCUUGGUGUAUGAGUUUGUUGAACGAGGUAGCUUGGCUACAAUUUUGAGCAAAGAUGAAGAAGCUAAAGAAGUAGGGUGGAGAAAAAGGGUUAAUAUUGUUGAUGAAGUAGCUCAUGCCUUGGCAUACAUGCACCACGAUUGCUUGCCAACAAUUGUGCACCGAGACAUAUCAACUAAGAAUAUUUUGUUGGAUUCUAAAUAUGAGGCCUCUGUUUCAGACUUUGGCACUGCUAAGUUUUUGAAUCCGGGCUCAACAACUUGGACUGCCAUUGCAGGCACAUAUGGGUAUGUCGCACCAGGUAAUAUGUUUUCUUCCUUUUAACCUUAUUAAUUGAGUGUUGUUUAUGAUUAAUUUUUUGGCGAAAUUUAUUUCUUUUCAACGUUAGGACGGAUUAAACAUACCAUGUUACAUGCUUUGAAUUUGAAAGAACAUUCACCUAACGUAUAAUUGAUACUUGGGUUUAUUGUAUGCUCUUAUAAGUCAGCACCCUCUUUCCUUAAAGCUAAAACAUAAAAUAAAAUAAAAAAGUAAAAAAUAAUAAUAAUAAAAAAUUGGAAAAAAAAAAUAAACCAAUUAUAAACAUGUGAACUAUAGUAACAUCUAAUUUAAUAAGUAAUACUAAUCGAGAUGUUAAUGAAUUACUAAAAACUAUCUAAUUAAAACAACAUGUAGUAAACAUGGAAACUGCUGUAAGAAAACAAAUACCAUGUAAGAUUUACCUCUUUUGCCAAAAAGUCAAUCUCUAAUACAUAACAAUGCUUGAACGGUUUUAGGGAAUAAACAACUACGAUAUUGAUCGAGCACUCUCACACCAAUACUAAAUACUGAUUCUGAGGUGACAGUAGAAACAAGAAUUGUUAAUACAUCACAACUACGAUAUUUAUGGUUUCUCUCAAGUCUUUCUUCAUCAAGAUAUUUACGUAAUUCAUAUUUUGUACUUAAAAUUGAGCCCCUUUUGUAACGUUUAUCGAAUAUCAAGAAUAAACAUAUCGAAGAGAGCCCAUUUCUUGUAUUCCUCCCAUCAUAUACCAAUAUACAAUAUAGAUGCAUACAAAAAGUAUAAAAACACCAACAAUGAGCAUUAAUUUGACCUCAAAAGUUUAGUUUGAC